Molecule: messenger RNA, 1445 nt
Organism: Aspergillus homomorphus CBS 101889
Lineage: Eukaryota; Fungi; Ascomycota; Eurotiomycetes; Eurotiales; Aspergillaceae
Product: FAD-dependent oxidoreductase
Exons: 2
Coding region: 68-1300 (410 amino acids)
Biological process (GO): retrograde transport, endosome to Golgi
Cellular component (GO): late endosome; cytoplasm
Molecular function (GO): oxidoreductase activity
Source: RefSeq, a predicted model, not a curated record
CUACGGAACAUUUCUCAUCGUGGCUUCGCUUAUAACUAUAGGCUCUCGACUUGCACCGUAUUGCAAGAUGUCCACCAGCAGCGAGCGCCGUGAGAUCGUCAUUGUGGGUGGUGGUAUUAUCGGAUGCUGUUCGGCGUACUACCUGACGCGACAUCCGUCCUUUGACCCAUCGCGUCACUCCGUGAUACUCAUUGAAGCAACUGAGAUUGCAGGAGGGGCGUCGGGCAAAGCCGGCGGUCUUCUGGCCCUAUGGGCAUAUCCAAGCAGCAUCGUGCCGCUGAGCUACAAGUUGCACGCAGAACUAGCCAAAGAGCACAAUGGCAAAGACCGAUGGGGUUACCGAGAGGUUAAUUGUGGACAGCUUAUUAUCGAUGGCCGACGGCUUCCUGACAAGAAAGAGACUAGUGGGGGCAAUGGGCCAGAGUCUGUGUCGCUGCAGAAGCGAAGCGCUGCUGCCUUGGAGAAGCUGAAGUCUGCCAGAGUCCCGCAAGACCUGGAUUGGAUCGAACCCGAGCUCGUGAGAGGCUAUGAGAGUAUGAGUGAUCCUGGAGAGACAGCCCAAGUCCAUCCAUACCUUUUUACUACUUCGAUCGCCAAACUAGCCGAAGAGAGUGGUGCGAAAAUCACGCUGGGAUCUGUUACAGGUAUCAACUACUCGGAGGACGCCGUUCAGUCGGUGACCUAUACCGAUAAGAAGAGCGGUGAGUCGCAAACGAUUUCUGCGACUGAUGUCGUUGUUGCUGCCGGUCCUUGGACAAGGACCGUCUUGCCAGAAGCACCUAUCUCAGCGACUCGCGCCCAUAGUGUUGUAAUUCGUCCUCCACAGCCGGUCAGCGCCUACACGCUGUUCACCAACAUAGCGUUACCGGCGAACUUCGAUCCAACGAAGCGCUCUCGACCGGAUGUGGCGAGUCCAGAAAUCUACGCUCGGCCCGACGAUACUGUCUAUGCAUGUGGCGAAGGUGAUCAAACUGUCCCCCUGCCUCCGACGUCUGCCGAAGUUGAGGUGGAUGACGUGCGAUGCCAGGAGAUCAUCAACCAGGUUGGCAGUAUAUCUGACCACCUUCGCAAUGGAGAGAUUUGUGCACGACAGGCUUGUUACUUGCCGAAUGUAGCCGCUGCACGUGGAGGCCCAAUGAUCGGCCACACGGGGACGAAAGGAUUAUACUUGGCCGCUGGCCACACUUGCUGGGGUAUCCAAAAUGCGCCUGGCACUGGCAAACUCAUCAGCGAAUUUGUCUUCGAUGGGGAGGCCAAGAGCGCACGCAUUAAAGCGCUCGACCCGAGGGACUAUUUUUGAAGGGAGUGUAUAUACAUAGAAACCGCAUAGAGUAAAUAUCCAUUGCUUGUGGCUACUAGCGCAGGUACCUUGGCUCAGUGGCCGCGGCACUGCGGAGCUUGGGCCACGUAAGUUGCGGAGCGGAAGAGCGGCCGAAGCUCCUGUG